Molecule: messenger RNA, 2733 nt
Organism: Spirometra erinaceieuropaei
Lineage: Eukaryota; Metazoa; Platyhelminthes; Cestoda; Diphyllobothriidea; Diphyllobothriidae
Source: the annotation of a GenBank genome assembly
AUGUCGAAUCUGCAAUCACAUCAGCGCCAGCAUAUGAAGGGCAAACCUCACCGCUGUGAGAACUGCUUCAUGUCCUACGACACCAAAGAAGAUCUCGAUUUGCACGUUCAAGCCAAGCACGCUGGAAAUCGAUACGCUAAAGUAAUGUUGAUAAUUACAUAGAUAACACCACUUACUUGUACAUUCAAAGUAGCCACUGUGCGUAUAUUCUAAAAAAUUUAAACCGGUUUCCUUUUGUAGGUGCUUGUGUGCCCGGCCUGUUCAAAGAGCUACAACUCGGAAACCUAUCUGUCCAAGCACAUGGAAAGGCACAAAGAGGCAGUCACAAAUUCCAGUGUCGGCCGCCUGGGUCUUAACAGCUCGGGUGCUCUUGGUGCGCUCAGUGGAUUUGUGAACCCCGGUCGAGGUCGCAGCGGAAGCACCGGAGACCUGCACGACGAGAUCCAACACUACCCUGAACUACACCAUCUACAACAUGCCGCCGCAGCUGCAGCCGCCGCCUCCUUUAUGCCGCAUUCGGAAUCGAGCCUCCUGCACCACCUGCCACCGGGCUUACAGGGUCAAAACGCUGCUCACUUGGUCGCGGCUGCAGCCGCACACAAGUCGGAGCAACAGGCAGGACAACAGGGUCAUCACACUGCAGGUGGCGGAGGUCUCAUAGAACAGUCCCAGCACCACGUCUCACCCUCCUCCUCUUCUUCCGGCCGCAUGUCUGUGGGCCACACACCCUAUCCCCAACAGCAGCAGCAACAACAUCACCAGCAUCAUCAUCAGCAGAUACUCGCUGCAGCAGCCGCUUCGCAUCAUUUAGCCAGCUCCUACGCCGGCACCGGCCAGAUGCCAGCCUUCCUCAACAAACCGCCCUCACUGGAGGAGUGCAUGAAUGCGGAGGAGUUGGUAGCCUCUGGUUUGCGACAUGUGGCUCGAUUCUCAGACAGCAAGACGGGGUUUCAGUCUCUGGCAGCCGCGGCAGUGGUCACUUCGCCCACACCACAGCCACCGCCAAUAGCACAUCAGCAAACACGCGGAGGUCAAAUGAUUGGUGAUCCAUCACCAAGACAGCAGGAUAACUUCCAACAGUACUGUCGGUCACCGGCUGAGGACCAGCAUCAUCCACAGCAGCACACGGACUCAGCUGACAGCCUAGACGGCCGUUCACAGUCGCCGGGUUUCCGAGGUCCCCCUAAAGAGACCGGGAUAGGUGAUAAGAGGGUACGAAAACCCCCGUUAGAAGCUUGGGAACAGCAUGUCGUCAGUGGUGGCCAGAUGCCAGAGAGCGCACGUAUCAACAGCAUGGAGUCAUCCGCGACUGGCACAGUAACCGGAUCCACCUCUUCUCAUCUGGGUGCCGAUGAGGCUGUCGGUUGUCGAUCACUCGGUUUCUACUCACAUCUUUCGGCUGCCAAGCGUUUAAAGCCAGAUCCAGAUGAAUUAGAGGAGGAGGAGGAUAAUCCCCGACACCUGACUGUUUCCGAUCAAAAGGACUGUAGCAGGGCCGGAAAGCGCAUCAGCUUAGACGAGAGUAGCGCCGUCAGCGGCGGCAGCAGCAGCAGCAGUAGCAACCACCAGCGAAACUUUGGGACGGAAUUUCUCCGCCGUUCGGCACCCAAUUCGGCAUCUUCUUGCACCGCCGAUACGCUCUUCCAUUCGCGCUCCCACCAAGAGUAUAACCCUCAGCGACAACAGCAGCAGCACCAUCACCAUCCUCAACAACAACAACAACAGCAACACCAAAUGACUAACCUUCCACAGGAGACGAUGACCCAUACAGUGGAGAACGUGGUGGACAAACUGGCCAAAUUUUUUCCGCUGGUCGGAGCUGGCGGAGCUGACAAACGGAAUGUGAACACAUCGGUGCGAGACCUGCGCAUUGAGGCCCUGUUAGCGGGUUUCCAAGGACAGGCGCAAGAUGCGCGUGGCGUGCUACCCGGGACGAAUGACGAAGAGGAUGAGGACGAUGAAGCCGACGAGGAGGAGGAGGAAGAGGAGAUAGAAGAGGAGAGGCGUACAAAACUCUCCACUGGCCAUCUAGCCCAUGCAUCCAGAACUGACAAGGGCAGUGGGAGUCAGCUUUCUUCCUCAUACAGAUCGGAGUCUGUGUCGACAACUGCAAAAAUCCCAGCGGUAGCAUCUUCGCCGUCUAUGGAAGACUUCAGGACAAGUAGUCAGCAGCCAGUCGGACAGAGUGCUCGAGCAUUCAUGGAGGAGGAUAUCCGUAACGAAAGGUCCCAUGGCAGUGUCCAGAAGGUCCCUGGAUCCAUUAAUUUUGUUCAGCGUCAGUCUAGUGUGGUCGGAGGUUCUCCGUCACCUGUGCCACCCUCCUCCUCGCCUGUUUACAGCACAGAAGAAUCCCGGUACGGCAGAGGGCUACAGAAUCAGGCUAAUGGCCAAUUUUUCCAGCGUUCUGGAUUCUUCGAGAGUUCAAAGCUAAGUGACACUGGUUCCGGGAGUCAGACCUAUGACCCUACCAACUCCACGCCCUCCACUCCUCCUCCUCCUACUACUAAGGAGUCAGAUGAGAACAGCUUCUGUGAAGCCCUCGGACAUCGUCACGUCCCUUUCGGUCAUAGCGGGAAACUCGGUCUCACUGUGCAUGGGUCUCCUCUGGCCAGAGAUCUGUCUGGUAAGAGCGCCGAGAGCAGUCUAGAGGAACAGCAGCAACAACAGGAUCAGCAGCAGCAACAGAGCAGAAGCCGAGGCGGCAUAAAUUUUCUCUCCUUUCCCGACCAAUAA